AUGGUUGCAGUAAAAGAAGGAGGAAUACGCGCCGAUACAAAGAAAAGGAGGUUUCAGUUGGCAUCUGAAUUUGUUGCAGCAGCAAAAGGAGAAACCCUCCUCUGCAAUAAAGUCGCCUUCUUCGAUUUCCGUGAAAAAGGUGCAUUAGACCUUGUCUGUCAAGGCCAGCCGCAGCAGCAGCAGCAGCAGCAGCAGCAACAGCAGGAGCAGCAGCAGCAGCAGCAGCUGCUACUGCAGCCCCCUCAGCAGCAGCAGCAGCAGCAGCACUCCCAUCAACUGCAGCAGCAGCAGCCGCAACAGCAGAAGCAGCAGGACCACCACCACCACCAGCAGCAGCAGCAGGACCAGCAGCAGCAGGACCAGCAGCAGCAGCAGCAGCAGCAGCAGCAGCAGCAGCAGGGUCCGUUCAGGACAAUACGUGUAUACGCUCGUCCUGUUGAUGGUUAUAAUGAAAGUUUAUAUUUUAAGGUGACAGCAGCAAAUGGUGUUUGUUCUUUUUCUUUUUGCAUGCAGCAGCAGCAUCUAUCUCACCCUAAUUAUCCUUUCUCUCUUAUACUCAACAACAACAGCAGCAGCAGCAGCAGCAGCAGCAGCAGCAGCAGCAGUGGCGGCAGCAGUGGCGGCAGCGGCAGCGAAAGAGAAAAUGGAUACCAAGCAGCAGAAGAUGCACUGCUGCUGCAGCAGCAACAGCAGCAGCAGCAGCAGCAGCUGCAGCAGCAGCAGCAGCAGCAGAAUGGGGGUUUGUCUUCGCUUCAGUUGACGCCCGAUCUGCCCCCCCCAUAUGGCGCUGCAGCUGUUGGGGCUACAUUCAAAAUAACAGUAACGGACCUGAACGGCACCAAGACACCACGCACAGGUAUUGCUUAG
Molecule: messenger RNA, 867 nt
Organism: Eimeria mitis
Lineage: Eukaryota; Apicomplexa; Conoidasida; Eucoccidiorida; Eimeriidae
Product: T-cell immunomodulatory protein, putative
Exons: 4
Coding region: 1-867 (288 amino acids)
Source: RefSeq, a predicted model, not a curated record